Molecule: messenger RNA, 2547 nt
Organism: Kogia breviceps (pygmy sperm whale)
Lineage: Eukaryota; Metazoa; Chordata; Mammalia; Artiodactyla; Physeteridae
Gene: RBFA
Product: ribosome binding factor A
Biological process (GO): rRNA processing
Source: RefSeq, a predicted model, not a curated record
AUGCCGCCUCAUCCUCUCGUCCCGCCAGUCUCCCGGCGACUUCGCUCGUCGCCUCGCACCACGUCGCCCGGAGCCACCUCACGUCGUUCCGUUUGCACGUCUUCCCGCCUCGCGUUUCCCCGCCCCACGUCUCACCGCCAACGUUACCCCGCCCCGGUCACCCGUCGCUCGGCGGAUAUGUGGGCGGCUCUCGGCGGGGUCGGGGGUCUCCAUGUGGGGCUCCUUCUGGGCGGCGCUCGAGGCCUGCACAGCUCGCCGGUCUCCUGCGGCAAGAACCUACUCAAGAAAUUUGCUUCGAAAACCAAGAAGAAGUUUUGGUAUGAAGGUCCUUCCUUGGGCUCUCACUUGACUCACAGGCCGUCUCAGUUGGCAUCCCUGACGAAGAGCACGUCCAAGCGAGCCAGGAGGGAGGACCACGUGCGCCUCAGGGCCCUGAACGGCCUCCUCUGCAAAGCGCUGGCUGAGUUGCUGUGCACCCCAGAAGUGAGCCAGGAGCUCUGCGACUUGAAUGUGGAGCUCUCCAAGGUCUCUCUGACUUCAGACUUCUCCACCUGCCGCGUGUUCUGGAGGACGACUGUCUCAGAGGCUCAGAACGCGAACGUGGCGGCCGUCCUGCAGAGGAGCGCUGCGCACAUGAGGCACCUUUUGAUGUCCCAGCAGACCCUGAGGAACAUGCCGCCAAUAGUGUUUGUUCAGGACAAAAAAAAUGCAGCUAUAGUGGAGGUUGAUCGCUUACUGGCAAUUGCUGAUUUUGGACCCCCGGAUGAAAAAGACGUUGUGCAAAAUGAUUUCAGCGACCCCGAGGCCCCGGACACUGCAUUGCCAUGUGAUACCCUGGGCCCUGCUGCACCUCCGAGUCUGUGUGGGAUCGACCACGAGGCUCUCCACAAGCAGAUCGUGGAGUACAAGAGGAGGAGAGAGAAAGGGCACGGGAGCGUGGGCCCAGCGCGGCUGCUGCACCCUGCCGAGCUGGUGAGGAAGAGGAAGGCCAAGCCCCGAUCGGACGAUGACCUUCCCCAGGACUGCCUGUGGGCGACGGGGAGUGACGAGCCCCCGGGCGACGGGGCCCUUCCUGAGGAGCAAACCCCGGGGCUAUGCAUAGGGGCUCCAGGGGCAGAGAGGAAGGAUCGCGGACCCUGACCCGCUCCCGUGAGCACGCGGAGACCCACGCUGCCGGUGCCCCCUGGGCUGCCCUUGUGCAGGCGCAGGCUGAGCUGUGCGGGUGUCAUGUCUGAGCCCUUCAGACCUAUUGCUGUGCUGCAGUGAGAGAUGGGGCGAGGCUGUGGAGAGGGUGUGAAAUCUCUUAGGUCGAUGGUGUGUGGUCUGCCCUCCAUAUUUGGGGUUCCAGGUUUGCAUGUUUGCUUGCUCACUAGAGUUUCUCCACGGCCCCCAGAUCCAUACUUGUGGCACUUUCAUGGUUGUUCUCGGACACGCACAGACCAGUGGGACGCACACUUGGCCUUGUGGUCACACGAGGCACUGCUCUGUCCGCUUUGUUCAUCUCGGGCUGUGAACAGCCACCCUGUCCGAUCGGGUUAGCGCUAUGUUAGUGUGUGCUGACAGAUUUCACUCGUGGUGCCUAAGUGCAGGAGGCCAUGAUGUGUCUCCUAGAGAAAGCACGUGUUAGAGGAGCCUCGUUAGGAAAUAAACAAAUCAUUUAAUUCUGACACAGGAACAUCGUUCUGGGCUUGGGGCAUCUCCAUUUCCCAACUAUCAUCAACCUUGAAACACUGAAAACGCAAGCUCAGAUGAUUGGAGAAAGGUACGCUAUUAAGCUAAAGCAAGGAAACCUGUAACGUGGCUUUUCAGGGAGUGUAAUUCCCCUUCUUGUAAACUGUUCCAGGAAGGAAAGCAUUGCCUUGCCUCUGCAACAGCGGCAAGCCCCAAAUGCCACUUUCCCUGUCGGCAUCUGGGACCAGGUGCGGUGCCCAGCAGGGAUAUGGCACCAAGAAGGUCCAUCUUUGCCGGGACGGUGGCCCACGCUGAAGGGACAGCAUCACGGGAUGCCCCUGUGGAUGCUCCAGGCGUGUUGCUGUUUGAGUGGUGCUUGUGUGAUCCUGCCCUGGAAGGGUGCACAUAGCCUGUGGGUGGGCUGUUUCCAUUAGGGUGUGGGUUGCUUACACAGCCUCUUACGACCAGAGGAGAAAUGUCCAGAGGGAGGAUUGACCUGUGUUAAAAUGUACACGGGAUGCGUCCUGAUCAGGUGUGAUAAGAUGACAGACUUGGAAACUGCCGCCUUGGAAGAAGAGUUCUUGACCCGCAGCGCCCGAGAGGAGGGCUGCACCACGCUGCACGGGGCCCACGAGAAGCACCAGCGUCUGUCAGCAGGCCGAGGGCGAGGAGGAAGCGUGGCCGAGCCCGUCGCGUGGCUCCUGGGAGGAGGAGUGGGCGAGCCCCCCACUUGUCACCCGCCUGCAGGCUUGCUUCUCUCCAGGACCCCUCAGCACAAGAGGCCACUCAAGCCACAGCCCCGUGGGCAGAGUCCACGGUUGCACACAGCCUCCCCUCCCGGUGCUGCACUGCGCCUGCUCCUGCGGCUGCAUCAGG